AUGUCAGCAUCAGCGUCACGCGGACGAGGUCGCGGUAAACGAGUUAAUAGAACAGACAUAGGCCCACCAGAACCCUAUAGAUCUCAAUCGAUGGCUAUAAUACCUGAGAAAUUUCAUCAAGGAAAUAAAGAAAAUCAUAUUACAAAUCGUCCUCCAUCCUCAACAACUACAGCACCGUCAGGACGAAAAUCUUCAACAGAUCAUUGUAAAUCUACAUCUCGUUCUUCAACAAAUCGAGCUAAAUCUACACGUUCAUUCAGAAAUUCUAUUCGUUCAGCCGUACCCGAUACAUCAAUAAUGUCGAUAGCUCAACGACCAGAUCAAGGUGGAUUAGCCGGUCAAAAACUAAAAUUAUUUACGAACCAUUUUAAAUGUAAUAUCCCUCGAAUAUUAAAAUGUCAUCAAUAUGAUAUUGAAUUAGAAGCAGCUAAUCGAGAUGGUACAUGGCGUCCAGCAAAAAAAGAUGAUCGUUUUAUUGUAUUAAGAAAAAUAAUUGAACGUGAACAUUUUCCAUUAGUUUGGUAUGAUGAAGGAAAAAGUCUUUAUUCAAUUGAAUUACUUGUUGAUUUAAAAGAUCAAUAUGAAAUAACUAUAAAAGAUAAAAAAAGUGAUAGAGAACAAAAAUAUCGUUUAUUAAUAAUUAAUCUUGUUAAAUCAUAUGAUAUACAGACUCUUUGGGAUUUUAUUGCAAAUAAAAUAGCUAUUCGUCCUAGAGAUCCUAUAAGAAUUCUUGAAACACUUCUUAAACAAACAACUCGCGCAACGAUGGUUUCUGUUAAAAAUCAAUUUUAUGAUCGACAACAAGAAUUAGAUGAUUUAGGUGAUGGUCGAGGUUUAGCUCAUGGAUUUUAUCAAGCAAUGUUUUUAACCAAAGUUGGUGCAACAAUAAAUAUUAAUUCAACAUUUACAUGUUUUUAUCAACCAUUUAAUUUAGUUGAUUUUCUAUGUGAAUAUCUUCAACAUAAUAUAAUUCAAGAUGGUAUUGAUGAACGUGAACAACAAUUAUUAUUACGAAAAGUACUUAAACCUAUAUGGCUUGAAACUCAUCAUACAGACAGUGUAAGAAAAUAUCGUAUACGUGGUUUUGGUGCAUCAGCACGACAACAUACAUUUCCACGUAUCGUUGAUAAUGCUAAUGAAGAUAAUCAAGAACGACAAUCUGUUUAUGAAUAUUUCUUAGAAAAAUAUCAAAUCACUUUAAAAUAUCCAAAUUUACCAACAGUUGAGUUAUAUACACCACCAAAUAAAACACAAUUUCAUUAUUUACCAAUGGAAUGUUGUACAGUUCAAGCUUGGCAACGUUCAAUAAAACCUUUAACAACAGAUCAACGUGCACGAGUAACAAGAAAAACAGUUGUAAAUCCAACACAACGAUAUCAAUCAAUAAUGGAUAUAGUUAAACUAAGAAAUUUUAAUCAAGAUAAAUAUCUAAUUGAAAUUGGUAUGAGUAUUGAGGAUCAACAAAUGCUUACUGUACCUGCAAGAUUUAUUGCACCACCAGAAAUAAAAUAUAAAAGUGGACGUGAUGGACAAAGUGAUAUUGUUGAAAGAAUUAAUAUUGGAAAAUGGAAUUUGAGGAAUCGUUUUCAAAAAACAAAAACUAUUGAGCGAUGGGCAUGUGUUAUGAUUUCAUCACAAAAACCAAAUGCUAAUCAAUUGUCGAUUGCAAAACAAUUCAUUGAUCAAUUUCCUUAUAUAAUUAGACAAUAUGGAAUAUGUUUUCAAUCAAAUCCCAUAAUGAGUAGUGAUCCCGCUAAUCCACAGAUAAUACAUGAUCGUUUAAGAGAAUUAAAAGAAAAAAAUUGUGAAGUUGUUUUAUUUAUUCUUAAUGGUGUAGGAGAAGAUACUUAUAAAUUAAUUAAGUAUUUUGGAAAUCAAAAACUUGGAAUUGUUACACAAUGUACAGAUUUUGUUGCUAUUUCAAGAAAUAUUAGAAAUAAAAAACUCGAUAUGUAUUUACAAAAUCUUGUACAAAAAUUUAAUGCUAAACUUGGUGGUGUUAAUGGAAUGGUAUCUUUAGCUCGAGCAUUAACGUCAUCGUCAACAAAAGAUGAUAUAUUUAUGUUUUUUGGUGCUGAUGUAACACAUACAACAUGUUCGAGAGAUAAACCAUCAAUAGCAGCUGUUAUUGGUUCAGUUGAUUCUACAAGUACACAAUAUGCAUCACGUGUUGGUGAACAAUAUCCUGCACGAGGAAAAAUUUCAUUAGAAAUUAUCAAAGAUUUAUAUCAAAUGUCAACAGAUUUAUUAAAAUUAUUUGCACAAAGAAAUGGAUGUUUUCCUAAUAAAAUUGUAUUUUAUCGUGAUGGAGUCGAUGAUGGACAUUUUCAAAAAGUACUUGAUAAUGAAAUACGAGCUUUACAAAAUGCUUGCAAAGGCACUGUUGUUGAUACUGAUAUUGUUCAUCCACAAGGUUUUGAUUUCUAUUUAAAUAGUCAUGCAGCUAUUCAAGGAACAUCACGACCAAUUUUAUAUCAUGUUCUAUAUGAUGAAAUUGGUUUUUCAUCGGAUGAAAUACAAUCUUUAACAUAUUAUCUUUGUCAUUCGGAUGUUCGUUGUACAAAAGCUGUAUCAAUACCAGCACCUGUUCAUUAUGCACAUUUAGCUGCAUAUCAAUCGCGUGAUGCUGAUAGCUAUGAAAAUGAAAGAAGGAGUACGACAGGAGGAGAUCUUGAUGAUGAUGAUUUAAUAGAAAAUGUGGGCUCAAUAACAUUACAAGAAGUAGAAACAAGACUUAUUCAACUUGAUCCGUCUAUUCAAGAUACAAUGUGGUAUGUGUGA
Rotaria sp. Silwood2 is the source of this 2781-nucleotide messenger RNA. The record is from the annotation of a GenBank genome assembly. NCBI's taxonomy places the organism in Eukaryota, Metazoa, Rotifera, Eurotatoria, Philodinida, Philodinidae.